Molecule: messenger RNA, 517 nt
Organism: Mytilus californianus (California mussel)
Lineage: Eukaryota; Metazoa; Mollusca; Bivalvia; Mytilida; Mytilidae
Product: keratin-associated protein 6-2-like
Exons: 1
Coding region: 6-419 (137 amino acids)
Source: RefSeq, a predicted model, not a curated record
UAAAAAUGAAGCUCGCCAUUGCUCUCGUUGUACUAUUGUCAGCCGUGUGCAUAAAUGCCCAUGCUCCGUGUUAUGGUAAGGGUUGUGGAGGCUAUGAUGGCGGUUAUGGUUUAGGAUACGGUGGUUAUGGUUUAGGAUAUGGUGGUUAUGGAUUAGGAGACGGCGGGAUUGGAUUAGGAUAUGGCGGGAUUGGAUUAGGAUAUGGCGGAUAUGGAUUAGGAUAUGGCGGGAUUGGAUUAGGAUAUGGCGGAGUAUAUGGUGGAUAUGGCAAGGGAUAUGGAAUAGGUUUAGGACAUAUCGGAGGAUAUGGUGGAGAUUACAUUGGAUAUGGUAGCGGAUAUGGUUUGGGUAGAGGAUAUGGUUUGGGUAGCGGAUAUGGUUUGGGUAUCGGAUAUGGUGCAAAAAAAGGGGCUUAUUAAGGACAUCUCUUCUCGAAAUGGUAAAACGGACAUGACAUAUUACAUCAUAAUCUACAUAUUUAUUUCUGUACAUAUACUGCAAUAAAGAUAUAGCCGGC